Molecule: messenger RNA, 1494 nt
Organism: Linum trigynum
Lineage: Eukaryota; Viridiplantae; Streptophyta; Magnoliopsida; Malpighiales; Linaceae
Source: the annotation of a GenBank genome assembly
CAGUGAAAUCACUGCGUCCAACAAAGGCGGUGAUGGCCUGGAUAGCUGACGUGGCGCGGCGUGAGGCGUCGGAUCGUGGAGAAAAACCACAAUCCGCGCCUCACUGCAUCCAACGACAACGGUGAAUGCGCGGGUGGCGCGGAUCGCUGACGUGGAAAGCGGGGUUAUCACCGCUUUGGUCUUCAGCGGUGAAGUCCCCGCCCGCGUCCACGUCAGCGAUCCGCGCAUUUUCACCGCGUUUGGAUCCAACGGUGAAGAUGUUCACCGCGUCUAAAAUCUACGGUGAGUUAUUCACCGUCAUUGACAACAGCGAUGAUAGCAUCACUGUUGUUGUCCACAGCGAUGAUGCUAUCACCGUUUUGGUCCAAAACGGUGAUAGCAUCAUCGCUGUGGACCAAAACAGUGAUGCUAUCACCGUUUUGGUCAAAAACGGUGAUAUCCAUCACUGUUUUUGUUUGCAGCGGUGAUAACCAAACUGCUGUAUUUUGGGAAAUAUUUUUAUAAGUAUUGUAUUUUGGUAAUUUUUUUUAAUAAUAAGUGUAUUAUGGGAUUUUUUCCAGUUUUUGGAGUGUCCCGUCGAGGUUGCAUUUUGUCAAAAAGCUACAUGGCUGGUGGGACGUCGUUUUUGGAUGUCAUGUGUAUAGGUGAAGAGGUGGCGGUUGCAGUUGGUGUUGGUCGUCGUUGGACCCUUAUUAAUUGCAACCACUAAUUAUAACCUCUAAAAAAGGGUAGCUGCCUGCCAUAGUAUCUUCGGCCCGAAACGUGGGGGGAUCUUGGCUUGUUAAUUGUUAUAUUUCGUUGCUCUUGCAUUUACUUGGAGUGAGGCCAUUUGUUUGUAAUUAAUAACAUGAACAGUUUGACAUAUGUAACCUUUUGCUUUAGUACUUCUGAUGUAUUUGAGUGUAUUUGGAAGUACACAUGUCCGUCAAAAAUAAUAAAAAUGAUGUAAUUUCGAAUAAUUUGAUAUAAGUGGAGAUGAUACAUGGUACGAGAUUAUAAUGUAUGUAUUUUCGUGAUAAACAAACUUGAAAUUUAAGUGGACAAAUCAAUAAUAGUACACUAUCAACCAGGGGCGGACCCAAGUUAGAGCAAGGUGUGUCACCCGACACACCUUGGCUCGAAAAUUUUGUGAGAGACAAUGCUUUCGACGGUACAAAAAAUUAAAACUCGAGACUUUCGACACACCUCAAUAUUUGUAAGCGACACACCUUUAUCAUUCUACAAUAAAAUUGUUGUUAUACAGCUAAUAAAAUAUAUAAAUAUAUAUUAUCUUUAGUUUACUUGGUUCUGAAGUUAGUGUUGACUUUAUCUAUUGCAACUACAAGUUUCCAAAGGCCUUUUUAGCUAUGAAGGUAAUCAAGAACAAUCUUCGAAAUUGAUUGAAUUACCAAUUUAUGAAUGUUUGUUUAGUUGUGUAUACCAAAAAAAUCUUUUAUUUGCAACAUGGAUAAUGAAUAUAUUUUACAAACCUUUCAAUAUACGAAAGUCAUCGUG